AAAGAAGAACCAGCUGGUUACCCCCGUUGGAAGAGAUCAGUGAGGAAGAAGAAGAAGAAAGCAGAGAGAGAAAGUGAAGGAAGAAAAGAGAUUGUACAGAAAUAGAAAAGAUAAUAAUAAUAAUAAGGCGAUAUGGGGAGGGGAAGAGUGGAGCUGAAGAGGAUAGAGAACAAGAUAAACAGGCAAGUCACAUUCGCUAAGAGAAGAAAUGGCCUUCUCAAGAAAGCCUAUGAGCUUUCUGUUCUCUGUGAUGCAGAAGUUGCCCUCAUCGUCUUCUCCAACCGUGGCAAGCUUUAUGAGUUCUGUAGCACCUCUAGCAUGCUCAAAACACUUGAAAGAUACCAAAAGUGCAGUUAUGGCUCUGUGGAAGUGAGCAAACCAGCCAAGGAGCUUGAGACCAGUUACCGCGAGUACUUGAAGCUGAAAGCAAGACUGGAAUCUCUCCAGAGGACCCAAAGAAACCUUCUAGGAGAAGACUUGGGUCCAUUGAACUCAAAGGAACUAGAGCAGCUUGAGCGCCAGCUUGAUUCAUCUCUAAAGCAAGUGAGGUCCAUCAAGACCCAAUUCAUGCUGGACCAGCUGAGCGAUCUUCAAAAUAAGGAACAGAUUCUGGUUGAUGCAAACAGAGCUUUGACUAUGAAGCUUGAAGAAAUCACUUCAAGAAACAACUACAGGCAAUCUUGGGAAGGUGGUGAUCAAAGCAUGCAAUAUGAUUCCCAGAAUGCAAACUCUCAGGGCUUCUUCCAGCCUUUGGACUGCAAUCCCACAUUACAGAUUGGGUACAAUGCUGAGGGUUCAGAUCAGAUAGCAGCAACAACACAAGGUCAUCAAGCGAAUGGGUUUAUUCCAGGAUGGAUGCUUUGAGUGAUGAUGCCUAUGUAAGCAAUUUUGCUGGCAAUGUGCAAAUGAUGCUUCAUCAUCAUAUUCUCUAUAUAAGUUUAUUACUAUGUAAUAAAUCAGCACUUGACUGAUGAAUUCAAUAUAUACAGCUUUGAAAACCUUGAGCCUCUUAUAAAUGGCUUGUACUAUGUCCGUCUAUAGUAUCCUUCCAGCAGGACCAUCUCUUUUAUCAGGUAGGCCAUUUAACAUUUCGUGAUGUUCUGAAUUUGGGUGCAUUAAGGCUAUGUUUAUUGUAGAUAUUAGGGAUUAGGUGCUUAAAUACCCUGGAAAUAUCCAUAAAGGAGCACCUAACAGCUGGAAGUUUUUUU
This is a messenger RNA of Neltuma alba, 1208 nucleotides long. RefSeq names its product developmental protein SEPALLATA 1-like. Lineage: Eukaryota; Viridiplantae; Streptophyta; Magnoliopsida; Fabales; Fabaceae. Bases 133 to 864 code for a protein of 243 amino acids. Gene Ontology annotation, molecular function: RNA polymerase II transcription regulatory region sequence-specific DNA binding; protein dimerization activity; DNA-binding transcription factor activity. Gene Ontology annotation, cellular component: nucleus. Gene Ontology annotation, biological process: positive regulation of transcription by RNA polymerase II. The transcript has 8 exons. The record is from RefSeq and is a predicted model, not a curated record.